Molecule: messenger RNA, 2940 nt
Organism: Mercurialis annua (annual mercury)
Lineage: Eukaryota; Viridiplantae; Streptophyta; Magnoliopsida; Malpighiales; Euphorbiaceae
Product: histone-lysine N-methyltransferase, H3 lysine-9 specific SUVH4-like
Exons: 15
Coding region: 275-2317 (680 amino acids)
Cellular component (GO): nucleus
Molecular function (GO): zinc ion binding; protein binding; histone methyltransferase activity
Source: RefSeq, a predicted model, not a curated record
UCGUGAGAGAGACGUGCGAAAAAAAGCGGGCAAGUUUGCAAAAAACGUUCCAAAAUUCGGUUUUAGCACUCAAAACCCAAAAAAUCCGAUCAAUCAAACCACUCACCCUCUCUCUCUCAAGCUCUCAGCUAUAUUCAAAAUUUUAAACCUCCAAUUCUUCUCCGAUUCAUCACUCACUCACACCCCCUCACAUCAAACCCCUGAUUUUCCCGCGAUUUCAAGAACUCAUUUUAUUUUUCGAAAUUCUUUACUGAUUUGAAAAAAACUACUAAAAAUGGUGGUGGUGAGUGCCGAGCAAAAAACAACGGAGAAGAAGAGUCCAGAAACAGUCAAAAUGGAGAGAAGAGUGAGUCCGAGGCUACAGGCGUCGGCUAAACAGAGAGCUGAGAAGAAAGAGUUGGUUAGAAAACGAGUUGAGUUGUUAAACGAGUCAGAGGAAAGCCUCAGUAAAAAAAGAGCCGGUGUGCAUCGUAAUCGAAGAGUAAAUGUGCAAAACACAGACGAAAAUAAAAAUGUACCGGCGGACAAAGAAGUUCACGACGUUACUAAAGUGAUCGCAACUGAAUCUGAAACAGUUAAUAAUACUGCGGCUGUCGUUGCUGUUACUGGCGGUGACGGCGGUGGUGCUGUAGUAGAGAAGAGUGUUUACGCUAGGGUUAAGGAAACCCUAAGACUGUUCAACAAGCAUUAUCUACACUUUGUUCAGGAAGAGGAGACAAGGUGUGGAAAGGAAGCUGUUGAUAAAGAGAAGGCGUCGAAAAAAUCGAAAUCAAAGAAAGUGAAAUCCGACGGUGAACAUAGUAAGAACAAAUCUAAGCGUCCGGAUCUAAAAGCAAUGUCGAAGAUGAAGGAGGCUAAGGAAGUGUUGUACCCUAAGAAAAGAAUCGGCAACCUUCCAGGUGUUGAUGUUGGACAUCAGUUCUAUUCACGAUGUGAGAUGGUCGCUGUUGGUUUUCAUGGCCACUGGCUGAACGGGAUUGACUCUAUGAGCGUGUUAUAUAGUAAGGAAUACAAAGACUAUACAUUACCUGUUGCAGUGGCAAUUGUUUUAUCAGGAAUGUAUGAGGAUGACUUGGAUAAUGCAGAGGAUGUUGUCUAUACUGGUCAAGGUGGUCAUGAUUUGAAUGGAAAGAAGCAUCAAAUUCGUGACCAGACUAUGACUCGUGGUAAUUUAGCCCUCAAGAACUGUGUAGAGCAAAAUGUGCCUGUACGUGUUAUUCGUGGCCAUGAAUCUGCCAGCAGCUACAGCGGCAAGGUUUACACUUAUGAUGGGUUGUACAAGGUUGUUCAAUACUGGGCAGAGAAAGGCAUAUCUGGCUUCACUGUUUAUAAGUAUCGUCUGAGGAGGCUUGCAGAUCAGCCAAUGUUGACCACUAACCAGGUUCAGUUUGUUAAUGGGCGUGUACCUCAAUCACUUUCUGAUAUUAGAGGAUUGGUCUGCAAGGACAUUAGUGGAGGUCAAGAACGUAUUCCAAUCCCAGCUACAAAUUUGGUUGAUGAUCCACGUGUUCCACCGACAGGUUUGACAUAUUGCAAGGAUCUUCAAGUUUCAAAGAAUAUUAAGCUUCCUACCAGUGCUGCUGGUUGUAAGUGCAAAGGAGCAUGCAGAGAUCCUCGUACAUGCGCUUGCGCCAAGCUAAAUGAUUAUGAGUUUCCCUAUGUGCAUCGUGAUGGUGGCAGGCUAAUUGAAGCAAAGGCUAUUGUCUUUGAAUGUGGUCCAAAUUGUGGUUGCGGACCUGAUUGUGUCAACCGGACAUCUCAAGGAGGCCCGAAGUUUCGUUUUGAGGUUUUCCGUACCCCAAAGAAAGGGUGGGCCGUGAGAUCGUGGGAUUUUAUACCAUCUGGGGCUCCAAUCUGCGAGUACAUAGGUGUGCUGAAGAAAACGGAGGAAUUGGAUAGUGCCACUGAAAAUUGUUUUAUAUUUGAUAUUGACUGCUUACAGACCAUGAGGGGCCUUGGUGGAAGAGAGAGACGGUUAAGAGAUGUUUCUGUACCAACAGUUAACACGGGUAGAGCUGAUGAUCAGAAAUCCGAAAGCGGGCCAGAAUUUUGCAUUGAUGCUUGUACCACUGGAAAUUUUGCCAGGUUCAUAAACCAUAGCUGUGAGCCUAAUCUGUUUGUUCAAUGUGUUUUGAGCACACACCAAGAUCUCAAACUUGCUCGGGUAAUGCUGUUUGCGGCUGACAAUAUACCUCCUUUGCAGGAGCUUACAUAUGACUAUGGAUACGCUCUUGAUAGUGUCUCUGGCCCGGACGGAAAAAUUAUCCAGAUGGCAUGCUACUGUGGUGCAGCAGGCUGUAGAAAACGCUUAUUCUAGUUUCUGCUGCUGCUGCUAUUCUUUUUGCUAUACAAGUAGAACUGGGCAAAAUGUGGAAAGCUGAAGGCAGUACUAGGUAUGUUGCAGUUUUGUACAUCAUUUAAUUUUCUGCCAGCAUAUACUGUUUUUGUGCACUCCAAUCCCAGAUGCCAUUUUUGGUAGGGUUCAUAAACUUGAUUGAAUCCUGAAUGACAUACGUCAACUAAAAUGAUAAUAUACAUAUCUGAUGACAAAAAAAGAAAAAGGAAAAGGCUAUUCUGUAUAUGGUGAUUGCGGGAAGUUUUAAAGUAACACUUCCUUUACAACGGAUCUAUUCAUUUAAUGAUUCAAAAUUUCAGCGAGAGCCGUGGGUAAUUGCUACAUUUAUGUAAAUCUUGUGUUUCUACCCUAACUUAACCUUUGUAUGAAGGUUAGCCAAAUUAAUUCGGGGUGGUUUGAUUCCACAUAAAAAAUGAAAAUGAGAUUGAGGAUGGAUGCCAUUGGGUACUUCACUCAUCUUAAAAAAAUAUUAUUCACUGUUUUUAUUUUAGAGUGUUAUUAGAGUUAAUUUUUCUGUUUUGUCACUUACCUAUCGAUUAAUGCUGUAAUUUGUAAUCUUUUAAUUGCAAUCUUUUUUGCAUUUA